This is a messenger RNA of Cicer arietinum (chickpea), 2077 nucleotides long. Its product is annotated as purple acid phosphatase 15-like. Gene Ontology annotation, molecular function: metal ion binding; acid phosphatase activity. Lineage: Eukaryota; Viridiplantae; Streptophyta; Magnoliopsida; Fabales; Fabaceae. The record is from RefSeq and is a predicted model, not a curated record.
GUGUGACCCAAUUAAUUAAUUAUUUAGUCAAUCCGCCACAAAAUUAUUUGACUAGCUUCUUAUGUCUAUAUGAGUAGUGACUACUACAUAUUAAUAGACUAAAGUUUAAGGUCAGAGCUAGUAAGUUAUUUAAAAAAUGGGUUCAAUUUGGGUUACAUUGUUGUUUAUAAGUUCAAUAAUGGUUGUUGAUGGGGGAGUUGGAAUUCCAAGGACAAUAGAUGGACCCUUCAAGCCUGUAACGGUUCCACUUGACAAAAGCUUCCGUGGACACGCAGUGGAUAUACCAGACACAGAUCCUCUUGUUCAAAGAACUGUUCAAGGUUUUCAACCUGAACAGAUUUCUCUCUCUCUCUCUACCUCUCAUGACUCUGUUUGGGUUUCUUGGAUUACAGGAGAGUUCCAAAUUGGAGAGAAUAUAGAACCAUUAGAUCCUGAAAAAGUAGCUAGCAUUGUUAAAUAUGGAAGGUUCGGAAGGUCAAUCAAUCGCCAAGCUGUUGGUUAUUCCCUUGUGUACAGUCAGUUAUACCCUUUUGAAGGACUUCAGAACUACACUUCUGGAAUUAUACAUCAUGUUCGUCUCACAGGAUUGAGAGCCAACACUCUAUAUCAAUAUCAAUGUGGAGAUCCUUCUUUAUCAGCAAUGAGUGAUAUUCAUUAUUUCAGGACUAUGCCAGUUUCAGGCCCCAAGAGCUACCCUAGUAGAAUAGCAGUGGUUGGGGACUUAGGUCUUACAUACAAUACAACAUCAACCGUCGAUCAUAUGGCCAUCAAUCAUCCUGAUCUUAUUCUAUUGGUUGGAGAUGCUAGUUAUGCUAACAUGUAUCUUACUAAUGGUACUAGUUCAGAUUGCUACUCUUGCUCAUUUUCUAAUACUCCCAUCCAUGAAACGUACCAGCCGCGUUGGGAUUAUUGGGGAAGGUACAUGGAAACUCUGAUUUCUAGUGUUCCAAUAAUGGUUGUAGAAGGGAAUCAUGAGAUAGAAGCACAAGCUGAGAACAAGACAUUUGUUGCAUAUAGUUCUCGAUUUGCAUUUCCAUCAGAAGAGAGUGGAUCAUCGUCCACUUUCUAUUAUUCUUUCAAUGCUGGAGGAAUACAUUUUAUAAUGCUCGGUGCCUACAUAUCGUACAACAAGUCAGGGGACCAGUACAAAUGGUUGGAGAGAGACUUGGCUUCUGUUGACAGGGAAGUAACUCCAUGGUUAGUAGCUACGUGGCAUCCACCUUGGUACAGCACCUACAAGUCACAUUAUAGAGAGGCAGAGUGUAUGAGAGUGGAGAUGGAAGACUUACUAUAUACAUAUGGUGUUGACAUUGUCUUCAAUGGACAUGUUCAUGCCUAUGAGAGAUCAAACCGAGUAUAUAACUACACGUUGGAUCCCUGCGGUCCUGUUUAUAUCACAGUUGGUGACGGCGGUAACCGGGAAAAGAUGGCAAUUACUCAUGCCGAUGAACCAGGAAACUGUCCAGAACCAUCAACUACACCAGAUGACUUUAUGGGUGGUUUUUGUGCCUUUAAUUUUACGUCUGGGCCAGCAGCCGGUAAAUUCUGUUGGGACCAACAGCCUGAUUAUAGUGCUUUUAGAGAAAGUAGCUUUGGACAUGGGAUUCUAGAGGUGAAGAAUGAAACUCAUGCCUUAUGGAGUUGGCACCGCAAUCAAGAUAUGUACGAUAUCGCUGGCGAUGCGAUUUACAUUGUUAGACAGCCUGAUAAGUGUCCACCAGUCAAGACAGAGGAUAGAGCUAAAAAAAUUUAACUUUGAGAAACACUAAGAAUGUGAAAUCAUUUCUAGAAGUGGAGCUCGGGAUUUAUUAUUUGGCAUCAUGUCAGUAUGUCACCUUGUGUUGCCAAUGGGAGGUGUACCGUAUGCAAUUUGUUCCCAGCAUAAACAUUGUAUUCAUUCAUCCUUGUAAAAUUAAUUUGUAACAAUCUCUUGAAAUCAUAAUACUCUCUCUCUCUCACACAUAAACUAAAUUAAUUGAAGAUCAGAUAUUUAUGAUUUUAAGCUGUAUCAUAAAUUGUAAGUCAGAUUUUAAAAGUUAUCAGCUGUAAAAUAAAUCACUUGAUCUCUAUUUAACAA